AUGUCCCCGAUACUGCCGAGCCUCGCAUCUGAUGCACUCACAUCGGAAGAUGCAUGGCCCAUUGAUGAAUCUCGGCCCGAUUUGAUCGAGUGUUCCAGUACGUCGCGCAUCUCUUACAGUACCGCGAUGUUUAUUUUUCUCAUGCUGAUGUUUUACGCGCUGGCUCUUUGGGACCGGUGGCUAAACUUACGGUUGCGUGAAGCGAAUAUACGAGAACGGCGCAUCCUGCUCCAGGCACGGACAGCGCUGCCCUUCUAUGGCACGACAUGUGAGGGCGAGGACGAAAUAUGGACGUCAUCAAGCGCAAAACCGCCGCAGAAACGAUCCAAGUCAGCACAUUCUCUACCUAGAAUAACUAUCACGCCGCCACCAUCUCCUCUUAAGCUUCUGAGCCCUCAAAUCGACUCGCCGUCGGAACACCGUCCUUGGGAUGCGAUUGUGCCGGCGCCGCUCUCAAGAGAAAAUGCCCAGAACGCUUCACUGUUAACGCCACCGAUGGCUCAUUCUCUCAGCGAUGUAUCGUCGUAG
Messenger RNA from Mycena indigotica, 528 nucleotides. RefSeq lists its product as uncharacterized. The coding region runs from base 1 to 528 and encodes 175 amino acids. The transcript is spliced from 4 exons. The record is from RefSeq and is a predicted model, not a curated record. Lineage: Eukaryota; Fungi; Basidiomycota; Agaricomycetes; Agaricales; Mycenaceae.